Molecule: messenger RNA, 3044 nt
Organism: Colletotrichum acutatum
Lineage: Eukaryota; Fungi; Ascomycota; Sordariomycetes; Glomerellales; Glomerellaceae
Product: male sterility protein
Exons: 6
Coding region: 1-2907 (968 amino acids)
Source: RefSeq, a predicted model, not a curated record
AUGACCGUUGCCUGCAUCAAGGCAGGAUAUAAGGCCCUUUUCGUGUCUCCUAGAAACCCUCUCGAGGCUCAGCUGAACCUAUUCAAGCUAUCUGAAUGCCGUCUGGUCGUACGCCCGCCAUCACACCAGUCUGUCGUCGACUUCUGGGUAAAACACUGGGACAUGAAGCAAAUCGAGAUCGAGCCUCUGCACGACAUUCUAUCUAAGCCUCAAGUACCCAACGUACCAUACACAAAAACUGCGGCGGAGGCAGAGUGGGAUCCCUUCCUUGUUCUCCACACCAGCGGUAGUACAGGUCUCCCCAAGCCGAUUGUGACCAAGCACGGCUCCAUUGCCUUGACGGAUGCGCAGCACCAGUUUCCGGAAUGGAAUGGCACAAUCCCCAUCGCCCGGGCAAUGGAGUCGCUGGCGGACGUACACUUCAGUCCCAUGCCAUUAUUCCACGCCGGAGGCGUCUAUGGGUUCAUUGGGACUGCAGUGCUCAGCAACAAGCCCAUAAUCUUCCCGUUCCCUGACCGUCCGCUUACACCUGAUCUUACCAUCGAAAUUCUCCAAGCUACGGGUGCGAAAAGCGCGGCACUACCGCCAUCUCUACUCGAGGAGAUGGUUCAUCGUCCUGAUCAAAUUGAGGUACUGAAGAAGCUCAACUUUGUUGGCUUUGGUGGAGGUCCUCUCAACAAGGAGGCCGGUGACACCCUUUACAGGAAUGGAGUCAAGUUGCUCAACAUCAUUGGUGCAACUGAGACUUUGCCAUUCUGUAUUUAUUAUCAGAAGAACUCAGCGCUUUGGCAGUACUUCAUCUACAACGAGGAGCUCUCCGGCGUAGAAUUCCGAAAGGCCACAACCGACGAGGACGUUUACGAAAUGGUGAUCACCAGAAAGUCCAAGCAGAUCCCGAUCCAGGGCAUCUUCUAUACGUUCCCCGAUAGAGAGGAGUACGCCACGAGCGACUUGUACAAGCCUCACCCAACACUGCCGCACCACUGGAAGUUCCACGGCCGAGCCGAUAACAUCAUUAAUCUUUCGAAUGGAGAGAAGCUCAACCCCGUGAGAAUGGAAGACAUCAUUGCCGGAAACCCCGCGGUGAAGGCUGCCCUCAUCGUAGGAGCACAGAAAUUCCAGCCAGCUCUGAUCAUAGAGCCCUUUGUCCAGCCAAAGACAGACGAGGAGAUUGAUGACCUGAUCGACCGCAUCAUGCCGCAAGUUGCCGAUGCUAACGAGACAAUUGUGUCCAACCCGGAGAAGCCGUUCCUGAUGGCGGACAAGGGCACCCUCAAGAGAUCGGCGACAAUCAAGCUUUAUGCCGAUGAGAUCGAAGAGCUCUACGCUAAUCCGAGAGAAGUGCCCCUCUCCAAGGUGCCGCGCCUCGAAUUGAGCUCCCAGGCCGCGCUUAGCAGGUCCAUCGAGAAGCUCCUCCGCGAGCACCUCGGCGUCCCUCACUUAGAGUCCGAUACUGAUUUCUUCGCGGCGGGCAUGGACUCGUUGCAAAUCAUUGCUGCUGCACGUUUCAUCACUGCUAGUCUGCGCGCUACGAAUAAGCAUUACAGUGAUACGACUAUUGAGGCUCGCGAUAUGUAUACUCACGUUAGUCCUCACCAGCUUGCUGGUCACAUUUUGCGGUCUGGGCAGGGCAAGGCCAAUAGCGGUGCUGCUAGCGAGAGCGAGAACCACCAAGCAAUGGAUAGGUUAUAUCAGAAGAUUCGACAGAACCUGAUUCACGCCAAACGUGGACGCCCUGAGCCAGCAAAGGAGCAGCAGACCGUCAUUCUCACCGGAUCCACCGGAAACAUGGGAUGUUACUUGCUCGACGAGUUGAUCCGCAAUCCGCACGUCAACAGAGUCAUUUGCUUCAACAGAUCAACUGACGGUGGUGCCGGAAAGCAGGCCAACGCCAUGCUAGAGCGCGGCCUGGCCAGCCCAGGAGAGAGCGGCAAGGUCGAAUUUUUCCACACCAACUUGUCGCAACCCAACAUGGGGUUGUCGCAAGAGGUCUACUCUCGCCUCCUCAAAGAGGCGGACCGCAUCGUUCACAACGCCUGGGCGGUCAACUUCAACAUGCCUCUCGAUGCGUUUGAGCCGCACAUCAAGGGGUGCCGCAAUUUGGCUGACUUUGCUGCCACGGCGGAGAAGCGUGUCGUACUGGUGUUCGUGUCGACGAUUGGUACCACCAGCAAGUGGGAUGCAAGCCGUGGCCCGGUGCCGGAGAAAUCCCUGCGGGAAUAUGGAAUCUCGGGUCUUGGAUAUGGUCAGAGUAAGCUGAUCUCCAGCAUGGUCCUCGAGGACGCCGCCCAAGUCGGAGACUUCCCUCUGGCUAUCGUUCGUGUUGGUCAGAUCGCUGGGCCCCUUGCUGAUGGUGGAGCUUGGAGCCGCCAAGAGUGGCUGCCCUCCAUUAUCGCGAGCAGUCUCGUUCUCAAGGCGUUGCCGAGACAUCUAUCUGGUAUGAACACGACCGCCUGGGUCCCGGUUGAGACAAUGUCGAGAAUGAUCCUGGACAUCGGCGGCCUGACUGAGGAGUCGAAAGACUAUCACGAAGGUUACUUCCACGGCAGCAACCCCUCCAUCACAACAUUUGACAAGUUGGUCCCUGCUAUCCAGCAACACUACGGAAGGAAUCAACUUCCUGACCUCAUACCCUUCAAGGAAUGGGUCGAGAGAUUGGAAGCAAGUCGUACGGCACCCGGAGCGCUUGGCGCCGACCGAAACCCCGGCUUGAAGUUGGUUGAUUUUUAUCGAGGCGCUGCUUCUGCGGGAGAAAAUAUUCCGAACACGAGGACACACGAUACCACGAGAACUGUGGCUUGCAGUCCUGCGCUCCGCUCGAUUGGACCUGUGACGCCGGAGUUGAUGGCUCACUGGUGCAGGCAGUGGAAGUUUGAGAGCCCUUCGGCUCGUGUCGGUCGUUUGUAGAGGCCUAGAUCUUGGGUUAGAGAUGUAUUUUACAAAUUGAAUACAAGUCAUCAAUAAAGACAUCUCAUUCAAAACAUGUGCCAGAUCUUCGGUCAAGUUGUCGUAACGUCUAGCGCUACGAGGCGUACAAAUGCAAU